Messenger RNA from Cannabis sativa, 1076 nucleotides. Its product is annotated as U1 small nuclear ribonucleoprotein A. Lineage: Eukaryota; Viridiplantae; Streptophyta; Magnoliopsida; Rosales; Cannabaceae. Gene Ontology annotation, molecular function: U1 snRNA binding. The record is from RefSeq and is a predicted model, not a curated record. Gene Ontology annotation, biological process: mRNA splicing, via spliceosome. The transcript has 5 exons. Gene Ontology annotation, cellular component: U1 snRNP. The coding region runs from base 227 to 961 and encodes 244 amino acids.
UAUCAUAGUCAAUAUAGUCAUACUCAUAGAAUGCAAAAUCAAAAUUAGGGCUCUUCCCUUUCCCCAAAUUGUGACCCAUUUGUCUAAUUUGACAAAAUCUGGCAUAAACCCUGGACCCUUCCUUGUAGUAAGCUAAGGCCCUCUUUGAUUGAUUGCAGAAGGAAGCUCAGAUAGUUCUCGAAACUAGAAUUGUAGCCACGGAGGAAGAAGAAGAAGAAGAAGAAAAAUGGCAGAAAACAACAUAGGAACUGAUGCUCCUCCCAACGUGACCAUCUACAUCAACAAUCUCAACGAGAAAAUCAAGCUCGACGAGUUGAAGAAGUCGCUUAAGGCAGUGUUCUCUCAAUUCGGCAAGAUAUUGGACGUUUUAGCUUUCAAGACGCUGAAGCACAAAGGCCAAGCUUGGGUGGUUUUCGAAGACGUGUCUUCCGCCACCAAUGCACUUCGCCAAAUGCAGGGCUUCCCCUUUUACGACAAGCAUAUGAGAAUACAAUACGCCAAAACAAAAUCAGAUGUAAUUGCUAAGGCUGAUGGUACUUUUGUUCCACGGGAAAAACGAAAGAGGCAUGAAGAAAAGGGGAAGAAGCGAAAAGACCAACAUGAUCCUAAUCAAGCUGGAAUGGGUCUGAAUCCUGCUUAUCCUGGUGCCUAUGGUGCAGCACCUCCUAUGUCACAAAUACCAUAUCCUGGUGGAGUAAAAUCUAUGGUACCGGAAGCUCCUGCUCCGCCAAACAACAUACUGUUUGUUCAGAAUCUUCCCCAGGAAACACAACCCAUGAUGCUUCAGAUGCUCUUCUGUCAAUACCCGGGUUUUAAGGAAGUUAGAAUGGUGGAGACGAAGCCUGGUAUAGCCUUUGUGGAGUAUGGAGAUGAGAUGCAAUCAACAGUUGCCAUGCAGGGACUCCAAGGUUUCAAGAUGACACAGCAGAACUCAAUGUUAAUUACUUACGCUAAGAAAUAGGCAAUAUAGACCAUUACUGUUUUAUGUUAUCUCUUAAUGAACUUUUGAGCUUUGGUCCUAACUUGAAUCUUGUCAAUCUUUUGAGUUGUGGUAUAUUGAGCGAGACAUUUUUUCU